GUCGAGCAGGUUUGAACCGUUGUAUGAAACUCAUGCUGUGGAAAUUGGACACAUUCAAAGCAAACAUUUCUGCUGUCUGAAGCGAUAAAAGCCUGAAACAGCCAUGAACGUUCAGCCGUCAAAUCCCAACAACCCCAUUGUGUUCUUCGACGUCAGCAUCGGAGGGCAAGAAGUGGGCAGAAUGAAGAUAGAGCUUUUCGCUGACAUCGUUCCAAAGACUGCAGAAAAUUUUCGGCAAUUCUGCACUGGAGAAUUCAAGAAGGACGGUGUUCCUGUGGGAUAUAAAGGCUGCACAUUUCAUCGGGUUAUAAAGGACUUCAUGAUCCAGGGUGGCGAUUUUGUCAAUGGUGACGGCACUGGCAUCUGCAGCAUUUACCGGGGACCAUUCGCAGAUGAGAACUUCAGAAUGAAACACUCUGGUCCAGGACUCUUGUCAAUGGCCAACAGCGGACCAGGAACAAACGGCUGUCAGUUUUUUAUUACCUGCACAAAGUGUGACUGGUUGGAUGGAAAGCAUGUGGUAUUUGGAAAAGUAGUAGACGGUUUACUUGUCAUGCGAAAAAUUGAGGCAGUGGUCUUUAUAAACUUCAUUGGAACAGCACAAAACAAAAUUUCCAGCACCAUCACCCUGCCCAAUGCAGAUUUGUGAUUCAUCACUGAAUAUCACUCAAAUCCAGUCAUCCACAGUCCAAAAUUGUCUAUUUUUAGCCCACCGAAAAUCUUUUCUGUUUACAUGUUAAUGAUGGUUUUCGCUUGGUUUUUCUGUACAUAAAUCUAAUUUCUUUUAGGUGAUUCCUUACAGUCUGGUCACAGGCAUUGAGUCGUUUCUCAUUUUCUUUGUUGCGCACUUUCUGUUUUGAAGGCAUAUUGCUUUAGGUUUUCUGUCUUGACACACUGACGUAUUCCUUGGUCACUUCUACAACCUUUACAGUUGAUUUGUACCGAUUUUAGACACGGCUGACUGUGAACAACCAACAUCUUUUGCAACAUUCUGUGAAGAUCCUCUCCUUUGUUUCAACUGACAUCUCUCAUGUUGGAACCAUGAGUUAUGUCAGCCAGCGCUCUUUUUUUUUUUAUAUUAUUAUUAUUUUUUUUUUAUUAUUUAUUUAUGUUUUUUUUUUUGUUUUUACUGCAGUCUAGUUAACAGUUGUAAUCAGAUACAGAUGUUUGUUUUAAAACUGCAAGUACAUUUUUUUAUUUCAUCAAUUGAAAGGAUGUCUGGUGAUGAUGCAUCAUGCCAUAAGGCAAAAUUUGUCCAAUUUUUCUUACAGGAAAGACAUUCAAUGUUAAUGGGAUGGCCUGCAAGCAGUCCAGACCUCAACCCAAUUGAAAUCUGUUUUGGAAACUAUAGAAAGUUCUCCAUGACAAGGCUACAACCUGCAAAUCUGAUCCGCCAAGUGCAAUAAAACAAAGUUGGAGACCGACCUUCGAAGAAUACUGUAAAUCCAUGUCUCAGAUAAUCCUAUGGUGGUACUAGUGUACUAGCAGUGUUUUUAUUUGGUGAUUCCAUAUAAUAUUCCUCAGAUUUGUGUGAUUCCAUUUUUUUUUUCCUUUGUUUGAUCUGUUAAAACAGUUGUAAUUGACUACAGUCUUGUUUCAUACAGCCAGAAGGUUGGAUUAUUGAAUGGAAAUAGUUUUGUGGCAUGUGAUUCCAUAUUUUUUUUGCCAGGGGUUUUAGUAACUAAAACCAACAAAACAUUGUUAUGUAGCAUUAAGUGAUGCUGAAACAUUCAUUUUAAUUACCUACAUUACCAGUCAAACGUGUUCACCAAGGCUACAUUUUUUUGAUCAGAACACAUUGGGUAACCUUGUGAAAUAUAAUAUAUUGUAUUUGUAUGAAAAUGUUGUUUAACACCAACAUUUUAGUGAUUUAAAGCCGAUUUUUUAGCAUCCUUUACUCACUGAGAUCAAAUUUGUUUUAUAUUCACACAUUUGGACUUUCUCCUUAAUAAUAUAAUUUGAGAAAAGCAUUAUUUGCAUUCUAAAUGGUGAAAUAAUGUUAGCAGCCAGUGACUAUCAAAGACAACAUUGUUCACAGUAAAAUAAAUAGUGCUAAUGUUGUGUUCAAGUCAUAGACCCUACAUGUGAGUUCAGACCGAAUAUUCAAAGUACCAUGGUAAACAAUAUAGGAAGCAUGUCACAAGUUGUCAAUAAAUGAAUAUGUGAAAUAUAAAA
Molecule: messenger RNA, 2175 nt
Organism: Danio rerio (zebrafish)
Lineage: Eukaryota; Metazoa; Chordata; Actinopteri; Cypriniformes; Danionidae
Gene: ppih
Product: peptidylprolyl isomerase H (cyclophilin H)
Biological process (GO): protein folding
Cellular component (GO): nuclear speck; cytoplasm
Molecular function (GO): isomerase activity; peptidyl-prolyl cis-trans isomerase activity
Source: RefSeq, marked provisional